CUCCGUCAUUGGUGACGUCACGGCUCCCUCUAAAGUUACACACUCGGAAUAUGCGGACGUUUGCGCGUCCCAAGAAGUUGUGUCUCUUCUUCUUCUCCCACUCCACUAUUUGUCGAAAUGCCGAUCGCUGGCCGCGGUGAACUUCUGGCCGUGGUAGCUGUUGCUGUGGCGAGUUUGUGCUGUUGCGUGUCGUCCGUGAAUUCGGAUGAAGAUGAGGUUCUGGAUAAAGCUUCCCUCGUGGAGUUCUACAAGAGGGGCGUGUUCGUGCUGGAGAGCGGGCCCCUGAAGCGCUGCGUGGCGGCCGACCGCUCCAACCUGGUGCUGGAGGACUGCGGGCGGCUCACGCGCCGCUCGCUCUGGGCCUGGAUGUCCCGCCACCGGCUGUACAACCUGGGCACCAGCGCCUGCCUGGGCCUCAACCUCACGGACGCCACCCAGCCGCUGGGCCUGUUCGAGUGCGACACGCCGCUGCGCACCGUCUUCUGGCGCUGCAACGGGGCCUCGCUGUACGGCGCCUCCCAGAUGAAGCUGGUGGUGAUGGGCCGCCUGGUGGUGGCGUCCCGGAAGUCGUACCACGCCUGGCGCCGGCUGGGCACCGAGGCCGAGGGCCCGUGCUCGGUGCCGUACGAAGACGUCCACACGCUGCUGGGGAACGGCCAGGGCAUGCCCUGUGCCUUCCCCUUCAAGUACAACAACCGCUGGUACUCUGAGUGCACCUCGGAGGGCCGGGAAGACAACCACCCCUGGUGUGCCACAACCCCCCGCUACGACCAGGACGAGAGGUGGGGCUUCUGCCCCAUACUAGACUCCAGCUGUGAGACGUUCUGGGAGUCGAACCAGGAGCUGCAGGCCUGCUACCAGUUCAACCUGUACACCAUCGUGACCUGGAGCCAGGCCCGGGCCUCCUGCCGGGCGCAGCGCGGAGACCUGCUCAGCAUCACCAGCCUGGCGGAACACCAGUACAUCAGAGAGCGCCUGGCGGACGUCGGGGUCAUGGUGUGGAUCGGACUGAACCAUCUGACGGAGGGACGGGGGUGGCAGUGGUCCGAUGGAGCACCCCUGGCCCUGGUCAACUUCACCACCGGUGUGUCCGCCAGCCCGCUGCAGGACAACCGACCGUGUGGCGUGUACAACUCAGCGGGUGCCUGGCAGAGCCUGACCUGUGAGUCUGCUCUGCCCUACAUCUGUAAGAAGACCCCCAACAUAAGCAGGAGGGCGGAGCCACUGGAGAACUGGCAGUACCACCACACGGUGUGUCCUGACGGCUGGACGCCCCACAACGGCUUCUGCCACCUGGUGCUGCCCGUGGAGAAGGCAGGGAGCUGGGAGGAGUCGUCCUGGGCCUGCCUCUCCCUCGGGGCCCAACUCAGCAGCCUCCACUCCCUGUCCCACGUGGAGCAGCUGAUCAGCCUCCUGGACGACUUCUCCGGGCCCAGUCCCAAGGUGUGGAUCGGUCUGAAGACGGAGACGUCCCACGCUGUGUUCUGGUCGGACGGCUCCCCGGUCACCCUGACCCAGUGGGCCCAGUACCAGCCCCCCCAGAACCUCAGCCGCCACGGGCCGCUGUGUGGCCGGGCGGACCGCAAGGAUGCUAACUGGGAGCUAGCGCCGUGCGAAGAGCGGUUGCCUGCGGUGUGUCAGAAGAAGGGCCAGACUGACCCCGAUGACCUCAGCAGCCCGGGACCCAAGGACUGUCCUGAGGGUUGGAGUCGCCAUGGUAACGCCUGCUACCUGGUGGUCACUGAGCACCUGCAGAACUUCCACCAUGCCUCGAAUGGUUAUUACUGCAUGGAAGACCUGCUCACCAUAGAAAACAGGUUCGAGCAGGCCUUUGUCAACAGCCUGCUGAGCGAGAUGGGUGCCAACAGCAGCAGGGACUACUGGGUGGCCCUGACGGACUCUGACAAGAGCGGCGAGUUCCGCUGGACCCUCAACAACGAGACCAAGUGGCCACUCACGUACAGCAACUGGAACAAACACCAGCCAGUCAGCGUAGGGGGUUGCGUGGUGAUGUCCGGCGGUGCGGCCCUGGGUCAGUGGGAGGUGAAGGACUGCGUUACCCACAAGGCCUUGUCUGUGUGCAAGCACAGCAUUCCCGGUGGCCACGCCGUCGCGCUGCCCAGCGUCCGCAACUACUACCACUACCAUGUCAACAGCACCGCCCCCUGUCCGCCAGGCUGGGAAUCGCAGCUGGGGUUCUGGCAUUGCUUCAAGGUGUUCCAUGAUGAGAAGGUGCUCAUGAAACGCUCGUGGGUGGAGGCAGACUUCUUCUGCCAGGCCCUCGGAGCGAAGCUGGCUGCCUUCCACCACCAUGAGGAGCAGGUGUUUGUCAAGAGACUGCUCAGCACCAUGUUCGAAGGAACAGAGGGCCGAUGGUUCUGGGUGGGCUUGAAUAAGAGAGACCCUUAUUCGGACGGGUCUUGGGCGUGGUCUGAUAACAGCCCUAUUGUGACACAGUUCUUCGAAGACAAGAACGAGGAGGACGAGCAGCGCAGCUGUGCGGUCUACAGCCACCUGACCAACGCCAUGUUGCCUCAGCCCUGCGACGCCCAGCACGAGUGGAUCUGCGAGCUCCCCAGAGGCCAGGAGCUGAAAAGGCCGUAUUGGUACACGGAACAGAGCGAGCCCUGGGUGUUCUACCACGGGGCAGAGUACCUUUUGGCAAGGCAGUUGUUUGACUGGGAGGCGGUGUCCCUGGCAUGCCAGAUGAUGGGGGCCCAGCUGCUCUCCAUCCACUCCAAGGAGGAGCUCCGCUUCAUCAGGCAGCGCAUGGCCAAGCUCUCUGUGGGUGCUACUGAUUGGUGGAUAGGGCUGUCCAUCAACCGGCCCACGGAGGAAGUCAGUUGGAGUGAUAAGACAGAUCUGGAUCUCCAUAACUGGGCUGAGGGCGGGUCUUACGGGGGUCCUGACAAUCAUAAGCUGUGUGUCAGCAUGUCUUCAGCAACAGGGAAGUGGUCCGUGGGCGAGUGCAGCGGUCUCCAUGGUUACGUGUGUAAGCGACGGACAGUGUCCGUGUUGGAGACCCACCGAGAGCCCCACUACAUCGGCAGCUGCCCUGAGAACUGGGUCUACUUUGGACACAAGUGCUUCCUGCUGCACCUCCCUGAUGGACCAGAGGAGGGGAAGAGCUGGACCGACGCCAACUCCAUCUGCUCCUCCUUCCAGGGCUCGCUGGUGGCCAUCGAGGACCCCAUACAGCAAGCAUUCAUCACCAUGCUGCUGCAGGGCAGUGCCGUGGGCGUCUGGAUUGGACAGAGGAUCGAUGACACCGAUUGCUGGACCAACGGGAGGCCUGUGGGCUACACCAACUGGUCCCCCAGAAACUCUCCUGCUGCGGAUGAUUGGCUGAGCACGGCGAUGGCGGCAGGUGAGCCCCUGUGUACCGUGCUCUCCAACCACCACAACCUGCACCUGGCGGGGAAGUGGUACGACGACAAGUGCUCCGAGACGGGCUACGGCUACAUCUGUCAGAAGCCCCAGGACCCGUCCAAACCACCGACCCACACGUACCACCACCCCGCUCCGGACAACGUGGACUACAAGAGCCGCAACUACAAGGUGUUGCCGGGCAACAUGAGCUGGUACCAGGCGCAGCAGGCCUGCAUGGACGUGGGCUCGGAGCUGGCCAGCAUCACGGACGCCUACCACCAGGCCUUCCUCACCGUGCUGGUCAACCGGCUGGCCGCGCCCCACUGGAUCGGCCUGUACAGCCAGGACGACGGCCAGAACUACCAUUGGUCGGACGGCAGCGACGAGGUGUACGCCCACUGGGACGUCAGCGAGGACGAGGAGGACUUUGUGACUGGGGAGUGUGUGUACCUGGACGUGAGCGGGGGCUGGAGGCGGGCCGACUGCGAGAGGCCGCUACCGGGGGCACUGUGCCACGUCCCCCCGCCAAGAAGCAAUGCCUUCACCAUCUACGAGGUGGUUUGUCCCCCUACGUGGGUGAAGUUUGGAAACGGCUGUUAUAACUUUGAGCCUGCGGUUGAAAGACUAACCCUGGAGAAAGCCAGAGACCACUGCAGGCAGAAAGUCAACACGUCAGAUGUCCUCAGCAUCCAGAGUGAGGCGGAGAACCGCUUUGUGCUGGAGCAGCUGUGGUCGUCCGGGUUCCCCCACCAGACGCUGUGGCUGAGCAUGUUCUUCAACCCCGACACGAAGGCGCUGGCCUGGCUGGAUGGCUCCCCUCUCAACUUCACCAACUGGCACUUCCACGCCCCGGAGCGCAGCUCUCUGUCCGCAGACAGCUGCCUGUCUGUCAGGGUGCAGGACGGCACGUGGCACCUGUCUGCCUGCACCCAGCGCCUGGGCUUCGUCUGCAAGACACGGCCCGAAACCAUAACUGAGGUGGAAGUGGAACCACUAAACGGCCUCCAUCGGGGGGUCAUCCCCGCCGCCGUCCUGGUGGCCGUGCUGAUCUUCUGCUUGGCGGCCGGGAUUCUCUGGCUCCUGUACCGGAGGAGCAACUCGCGCUUCGGCCGGCUCCCCCCGCUGGUGGGGGGGGCGUACUACAGACAGACCGACUCCCAGGGCACCGAGUCGGACGGCAACGUGCUCAUCACAGACCUGGAGGGUCCUGGCGGGGACUAGCGUUCACACGCCGCUGGCGGUGGCUCCGGAGGGACACUUGAGAGGCUCAUCUCGCUCUGUUCUGUCUCUCUCUCCCCCUCUUUCUAUGUCUCUCUCCCUCUGUCUAUGUCUCUCUUCCUCUGUUUUUCUGUGUGUGUGUGUGUCUGUGUGUGUCUCUCUUUCGCUCUCUCUCUAUUUGUGACGACCUCUCGGUCACCUCGUAUCUUUAGCUGUGUAUGUGCUUGUGUGUCUGUGCCCACGUCUGUCUGUGCCCAUGCAUGUCUGUACCUGUGUGUGUGUGUGUGUGUGUGUUUGUGUGUGUGUGUUUGAGCCUGUGUGCAUUUGCCUGUGUGUGUGUGUGUGUGUGUGUGUUUGUUUUGAGUUUUGCCAGUUCACUUUGAGUCAACAAUGUCACACGAUGACAUUCCCAAGCUGCCGUUGUCAUUGGUCAUGAUUCGGGUCACAUGAUAGCAGCCAUUCAGUAUUUUUCCUCGGGAACUUCACUGUCUUACUGAAGAAAGGAAAGAGAGAACAAGUGAUUCAAAUAUGAAUCUGUCAGCAUGAUUCGAUUUCCUGUGAUGAAGUUAAAGGUACUGAACGAUGAACUAUGAUUGAAACUACAAUUUGAAAAAGGUGCACAAAUAAGAACACGUUAAGAUAUGCAAGGUCAGGCGAGCGGUGAGCUAAUAAAAACAAAACAUUGAAUCAGGGACAUGUUUAUGAGGAGAUGCACUUAAUAGCAUGUCAGACAGGUUUUAUAUUAAUGAAGGAUGGGACACUUUAAGGUACCAUAGUACCAUUUUCAAGAUCAGAAGCCACUGCCUUUUCUGGUCUCCAGUCGAAGUUUUUGAAAGCAUCUUUAUAGGGGAAGUGUAUUUAGGAAAUCUAGCCGGAAAUUCCAGGUGUGUGUCUCUGUGUGGACACGUUUGUUGUAUGACGUGAUGGUCAUACAGUCUCAGUAUUAGGACUCCCUGUGUGGUGGUGCUUUGGUAUAUUUCUAAGGAAACGUUUUCAAUGUCCGAGUUGGUUCUCUUGUAUUUUCUAUUUUAUUAGGAGAACUCACAAGGCAUCAUUGAUCACUAUAAACGCUUUGAUGUGUUUUUGCACAGAUGUUUUUUGUAAUAAUAAAUGUGGGAAUUAAUAAAUGAAAAGUUUGAAGAUGAUUUCUCACA
Gadus morhua (Atlantic cod) is the source of this 5741-nucleotide messenger RNA. It is a transcript of the gene pla2r1, whose product is annotated as phospholipase A2 receptor 1. The coding region runs from base 118 to 4590 and encodes 1490 amino acids. Lineage: Eukaryota; Metazoa; Chordata; Actinopteri; Gadiformes; Gadidae. The transcript has 30 exons. The record is from RefSeq and is a predicted model, not a curated record.